AUGCCAGGGCUAGGAGAGAUGAAGAUGAAUGAAAAUUUGGGCAAGGCCAAGGAUGCAGAACUGCUCAUCGCCCAUCACACUUGCUUAGGAUGGAUGUUGGCCAACAUGAAUGCUGCGUGUCUAUCCUAA
Messenger RNA from Prunus armeniaca (apricot), 129 nucleotides. The record is from the annotation of a GenBank genome assembly. NCBI's taxonomy places the organism in Eukaryota, Viridiplantae, Streptophyta, Magnoliopsida, Rosales, Rosaceae.